Messenger RNA from Marasmius oreades (fairy-ring Marasmius), 2311 nucleotides. RefSeq lists its product as uncharacterized. The record is from RefSeq and is a predicted model, not a curated record. Lineage: Eukaryota; Fungi; Basidiomycota; Agaricomycetes; Agaricales; Marasmiaceae. The transcript is spliced from 5 exons. The coding region runs from base 118 to 1968 and encodes 616 amino acids.
CUUCGUGUACAUAGGUCCGCAUGGACAAGGGUGUAAACCAACCCGUGAGAAAACCCUUUCACUUCUUGACUCUCUUUCAAGCUUGCUUCAACGCGAAGUCGCGUCGCUCACUUAUUCAUGGCACCCAAAAUCGUUCUCAGGGUACCCGGUUCAUCAGGCUCUUCGACCCAACCACCACAUCCACAGCCAUCAUCAUCUGGCCCUAGAAGAAUUCACAUUUCACCUCCUAGUCAAUCCUCGCCAAGAGUUAUAAUUCCACCCUCCAGCAAUGCUCAGACAUCUCCGCCUUUUCCUGCUGACAAUACAGUCUCACGAGAGGUGUCAGACCAAGAAACAGUGGUAGACGUCGAUAUGAAUACUUCAAUGCCUGAUAGUACUCCUUUCGAACCUCAAGUCCAACCCCAACCAAUGCAGCCACCUGUAAAACGGGGCCGUGGUCGUCCCAAGGGUAGCGGUCGCGGCUCGACGAUAGCGCGUGCUAGCAGUGCCGCUGACAUUCCAGGAAGUCCCCUUCUCGACGGCGGUAGUCCCGGUCCUGGGACGAUUACACCUACUGGACGAGGGAGAGGGAGAGGCAGGGGGAGAGGAAGAGGACGGGGGAGAGGUGUAUCUUCUUUGAGGAUUCGUUUACCUAAACGCGAUGAUGAUGGAACUGGGGCUGAGAGCAGUGAAGCUGGUGGUGAAGAUGCUAUGGAUGUAGAUGAAGCUGAGGGAGAAAUGGAAAAGAAACCGCCUAUAGCAGGAGGAAAGCCCUUCCAGCGAAUACAGGGAGAGAUAUACAUCAUUGAAGGGGACGAAUUCGUUACGCCAGAUGACCCAAAGGGAGACGAGAAGAUAGACAAGUGGGGGAAUCUACUCGGUGGACGACGCUUUAAAUCAAACACAUUUAUUCUUCCUAAUCGACAUCCACAACGACAAUACAUGCUCGCCAUCGACGCUGCUCGUACCAGUGGCUUCCGUGACUCGUUGUACUACUUUCGUCGUAAUUUGCUCGCUUUCAAGCUCAAUGCAACUCAACCUGAAAAAGACUACCUCAUAAGCGAGGGGAAGUUGGGAUCGCACCUACGCACGCGGAGUGUUACCCUUGUUACGGCCAGAAGCGCGUUCAAACUGCAUGGAAGUAAAAUGCUAAUCGACGGUAGAUGGGUAGUUGAUGACUACUAUGAGGACAAGGUCCUCGCGGAGAUUACAGAACGCGGACUAAAAGCAGGAGACCUUGUGGGUGAACUACCUGAUCCCAAUGCUUCAUCUGCAAAAGACAACGCUGCGGCUGCGAUGGAUGCUCGUAACGCUCUUGCCAACCUCGAUUCUGAUCGUGGUGGCGGUGGGAGUAUAUACCGUGCUGGUGGACCUACGACAAUCUUUGGUGGUAGUGGAUGGGGUCCGUAUAGUGACGGACCCUUGAACGCGGUGAGAAAGAGCGUCUUGACGCGUGACGGCGUCAAUGAAGAGAACUGGAUGUUUCGAAUGGCAUCGAAAGUUGGCGAAGCAACUGAGGAGUGGCGUCGAUGGAGGGAGAAGGCUAUUGGUAGGGUUCGAGAGAGUGAUGGUCCUCCAGAUGUUAACAUCGACAUCGAUGGGGGCCCUACCAAAGCUGGCAAGAAGCCAAAACUGCCUUCAGGUGUCGAUUUUGAUCCUGGACCGGCGUUGGGUACUUAUGACCCCCAUACUGGGAUGAACUUCUAUCGUUCAUCCACACAACCUACACGUUCGCGAAUGGAACUAUUACCAGACUCGGCACCGCCUGGGCCGCGCCACGUUUUGGGAGGCAAAAAAGCAGGAAGCCAAGGGUGGGGUAUUGCAUGGGUGGACACUGUCAUGGAGUUACCUGUCCUUCCGGAAGACACGGCAAAUUAUGGUCCAGCCAACCAAGAGUCAUCAGCAGCCCUGCGAGAAUGGUUACUUCCUGGAGGGGAAGUCAGAGAACGGCUACUGAGAGAGGUUAGAGCAGCUGGGAUCGCCUGCUAAGAUGAUCCGAUCCCUUCUUCCUCUUUUUCUGCGGCGACAUCUUGGAUUGGAACACGGGAUACUUGUGUUCUGCCGGUCAUGUAUUCGUACGCUACGUACGGAAAUAGUGACUCGUCAUUGAGGACCACGGCAUAAGAAAUGAACCGACCAAUCCUUGGAUAUGGAGGCUGGUGUGUGUCCCGGUUUCUUAGCACUAGAUUGCUUGUACACACUAAAUAAUCUACCGAAGUAAAGAAAGAAAGAACACUAGUCUAAUCAUUUGGUCCUGGCAGAUAUGGCAUCACAUAUUCUCACUUGCGUUCGCUCUGAGCCGCUUAUUGUCUUCCAGUUAUGCUCACUGCUG